AUGUCCUCGUCCACCAAGCGGGACACUCCAACUGACUGUCUGUCCAACUGCAUGUCGAACUUGGUGUCCCUGUCUGCCUCUUGUGGUUGUUGCCACCAUGGCCCCUGGUGUCAUGUCUGCUCCCACUCUCCCCGUUUCUUUGGUCAAAUAUAUGCAACCAACCAGCAGAACCUCAGCGGUGUGUCCAUGGCAGCGCUGAUAGCAGGUGGACUUUGCCCCAUGGACACACAACAGGAAGUCUGGUCAGUCCCUGCUACCUCUGCCACCGCUGCUAAGGGGGGUUGGUGUUUCUAA
This is a messenger RNA of Knipowitschia caucasica, 294 nucleotides long. The record is from the annotation of a GenBank genome assembly. Lineage: Eukaryota; Metazoa; Chordata; Actinopteri; Gobiiformes; Gobiidae.